CCUCGCGCCGUCUCAUUCCGUGAGAAGAAGUACAUCCACCUCGAGACGGGCAGAGGAACAACAAGAUGGCGGAGUGAAUGAGUUGCGCUUUGGGACGAAAGCAGCGACUCUGACUAUUCACAGGACGCCGGCGGGAAAGUAAAGUCGACACUACUCAAACGGACGACACAGAAGCCAUUAAUCGUGAAAAUAACAUCGCCCUUCGCGCUGAGGCGUUUUGAAGAGGAACGGCGUAAUCAAGAGGGCUUGUGGACUGCCGUUGGUGUCCUGUCGCUAGCUAGCUGGCUUGCUAGCUGCCAUAAAGCCUGGACUAGAAGGCUUGGUGAAAGGGAUUGAGAUAUAGCUAGAGAGCUCGAGGAAUUACCUUGCGAAUCCUCACUUCAUAGCAGUGCUUAUUUACACAAAUUUAAACUUCGGUUUAAAUUCGUGCCCACUUCGUUUUCAAUAUUGGCUACCAAUCUACCGAUACAUAGCUAGUGUGCUAGCAACAUUGUUUCUCGUACGUGGUCGCUGACGACUACACCGGGGCUCUUUAUGUUCUGUUAACGAAGACACCGAAUAGGGCAGCGCCGGAUCGAUCCCAGUGUAUCUUUUUGAAACCAUCGAGUGUUGGCUCGUUAUUUUGAGGGCAUGGCAAGCAGUAGCGGCUCCAAAGCCGAAUUCAUAGUCGGUGGGAAAUAUAAACUCGUAAGAAAAAUUGGAUCCGGAUCUUUUGGUGACAUUUAUCUGGCAAUCAAUAUCACGAAUGGAGAGGAGGUUGCAGUAAAAUUGGAAUCCCAGAAAGCCAGACACCCACAGCUAUUAUAUGAAAGCAAAUUGUACAAAAUCUUACAGGGAGGAGUGGGAAUCCCACACAUAAGGUGGUACGGCCAGGAAAAGGACUACAAUGUCCUAGUGAUGGAUCUGCUGGGCCCCAGCCUGGAGGACCUGUUUAACUUCUGCUCGCGCAGGUUUACAAUGAAAACCGUACUAAUGCUCGCAGACCAGAUGAUCAGCAGAAUCGAGUAUGUGCACACAAAGAAUUUCAUCCACAGAGACAUCAAGCCCGACAACUUUUUAAUGGGUAUUGGCCGUCAUUGUAAUAAGUGUUUAGAAUCUCCAGUGGGGAAGAGGAAAAGAAGCUUGGCUGUUAGUUCUUCUCAGGACCCAUCUUUCUCAGGAUUAAACCAGUUGUUCCUCAUCGACUUCGGCCUGGCUAAAAAGUACCGGGACAACAGGACACGGCAGCACAUACCCUACAGAGAAGACAAGAACCUCACGGGCACGGCGCGCUACGCCAGCAUCAACGCACACCUGGGCAUCGAGCAGAGUCGCCGGGAUGACAUGGAGUCGCUGGGAUACGUGCUGAUGUACUUCAACAGGACCAGCCUGCCCUGGCAGGGGCUAAAGGCGGCCACAAAGAAACAGAAGUAUGAGAAGAUAAGCGAGAAAAAGAUGUCCACUCCAGUCGAGGUUUUGUGUAAGGGUUUCCCAGCAGAGUUCGCCAUGUACCUGAACUACUGCCGCGGGCUGCGGUUCGAGGAGGCCCCCGACUACAUGUACCUGCGACAGCUGUUCCGCAUUCUCUUCAGGACCCUGAACCACCAGUACGACUACACGUUCGACUGGACCAUGCUGAAGCAGAAAGCCGCCCAGCAGGCCGCCUCCUCGGGCGGGCAGGGCCAGCAGGCACAAACCCCCACAGGCAAGCAAACUGACAAACCCAAGAGUAACAUGAAAGGUUUCUAAGCAUUAAGACAAUGUAAUGAAGCAGAGCAGAAUGGUCGUAGCAGGAUUUGCCUUCCAAUCACACCCCGGCAUCUAGGAUCAAAUUCACCAGAACCUGCCAGGCAUUGUGGGCAACCAUUUUUUGCUGUUAAAAAGAACUUUUGUUUCAUAUACUAUAUAUGUAAUCAGUAUAUAUAGAUAAAAUGCGCAGCAUCUAUCUAUAUAUUGGUAUGUAUAUACUAUAUACACAGAAAGCAGGCUAGAUAUGGAGCUUUGAAGCUGUAGCCUUUUCUAUUGUCCUGUUCCUGAAGACUUUUCUUUUUUGUGUUUCUUCAAAACUGAAAACUAUAUAAAAUGGUUUGCUCACAAGAGGGUAUAAUUGUGCAAAUGCCAAUAUUUUUUUUUUCUCCCAGAGUUCCCUCUUCUCCAGUAAAAAAAGUGCUUGGGUUCACCCCCGACCCCUGUCACUCACCAGAAAAGCUUUGCCCCCCCACCCCCACCCCCCACCCUUUUCCCCGUGCGUUCUUUGCGUGACAUGAACUCUUGACACGUAUUGGUCCUCGCGCUCACAGCGUGUGGCGUGGCGUCCAGCGUGUCAGCCCUUAUACGGUCACCGCACGUGUGCGUGUGCGCGCGUGCGUGCGCGUGCCGUCAUCUCCCACGCGCGCCGGCUCGAACGGUCGCGGUGGCGUGAGGCGUGACCUCCGACACGUAUCGGCCGUUGCCGUUGGAUGUAAAACAUUUGAAAUGCACAUUUUCUUUUUUUCUUUUUUUUUUCUUCCCCCCCCCCAUCCUACUUUUUUCCUCAUUCUCAAGCAAAAUGAAAAGAUGUAAAACUGUUCACCAUCAUUAUGAAUGAAUCUUUGAAUCCUGGAUAUUACUAAGCAAAAACAUUGGGUUUCUUUUUUCCAUAAAGGUAAUUAAGACUGCCUGCUGAUAUGUGCUAGAAGAGCUUCUAAUGUGAAGAUUAAAAAAAAUAAAUUCUAGUGACUACUAGGUUUCUCUUUAGAACGCUGCAUUAACUAUAUUGUACUUGGUAUACUGAAGUCUAAAAAAAAAAAAAAAAGAUAUAUAAACUCCACAAAAGCAUAUUCAUUACAGAUUAGGCAUCACUUGACUAAACCUGUAUGUAAAUUGCUUAGAUAAAUUGUAUGCAUCCAUGAUCUGUUUUUUUUUUUUUUUUCUUUCCUCCCCAUUUGAAAAAUGUUAACAUGUUUAUAUGGCGAAAAGUAAACAUUUGUCAGAUUCAUUUUUAUUGCUAUGCUGGCCUCAAUGUUCCGUUCUGAGACAGAAGAAAAUUGUACUUACUCCACCUCACCCCAACCAACCCACCCUUCCUGUCAUCAUUUUUAUAUUCAUAUAUACAUUUUUUUUUUUUAUCAGUAAGAAUUAACUUUUUUUUUUCCACCUUCAGUUCUAUAGUUUGACUGUCCCUCUUUUAAAUUGAUCACUUUUUGGGGAAAGGGUGUUUUUGUUGCUUCUUCCUGCGGUGAAGCAAAUCUUGUAUAAAAAAAAAAAAAAAAAAAGAAUAUCUCUGGGACUUUCUCUCUGCGACUGAGAAUUUUGCUGCUCUUCAGUGGCGCGACCUUUUCCUCCUUUUCGUUCCUUUUUUUAUUGCGAAGAGAGUGUGUUGGAGGGUUUUUUUUUUCUAUAUACUUUUGAGUCUUGUGAAGAAAAAAAGCAAGAUCGAUCUGAAUUAAUCUCAGCCUUUAGCCACAACCGAUGCGCACCAGUAAUUUGUUAGCUGGCUGAUUUCUUCUUUUUUUUUUCUCCUCCCCCCGCCCCCUCCUCUUUCUCCCUAUUUCCCCUCUGACCCAGCUCAAGGUAUUUUAGUGCUGGACAUUCUAUAAAAGUGUAAGUUAUUCCCUUUUAGCAUGUCAGAAUAAAUUAAAAUGACUUGUCAGAACCACUGUCCCGGUCUCUAUAAUUUGAAAAGAAUAAUACACCAACUUCUGCCUUAGGCCAAGAUUGUCCAAUUCGUAAAUUUUUUCUGUUCAAACUUUCCAUUCAUUCCUGUCUUUACUGUAUUACACGUUCGUGUUUAAAAAUUACCACACAACCCUUGCAUUGUAAGCGUUUUCUUUAAACGUGUAAUGGGGAAUGGGAGUCUUAAAACGGAAAGAAAUGAAAUCAUUUAAUUGAAAAAAAUAUAAAUAUAUAUAUAUCCAUUUCAAAAGAAAUGUCCUCUGUGGAUUUGAAUUGAAUUUUGGCAAAAGGGGUGAAUUUGUGGACAUGGUGCAAAGGUGUUGCUGUUAUCUAGAGAAGCAGUUCCUGUAGAAUGAUUUAUUGUGGGGGGUGGCGGGUAGCUAUAGGUGCUUGUGGUGGUGUUUUACCAAUAUCCAGGAUUUAUAUCUGUAAAUAUUAAAAAUGGCUUUAAAUUGCA
This is a messenger RNA of Anguilla rostrata (American eel), 4090 nucleotides long. It is a transcript of the gene csnk1a1, whose product is annotated as casein kinase 1, alpha 1. Gene Ontology annotation, molecular function: protein serine/threonine kinase activity; ATP binding. Bases 631 to 1728 code for a protein of 365 amino acids. Gene Ontology annotation, biological process: negative regulation of canonical Wnt signaling pathway; signal transduction; peptidyl-serine phosphorylation. The record is from RefSeq and is a predicted model, not a curated record. NCBI's taxonomy places the organism in Eukaryota, Metazoa, Chordata, Actinopteri, Anguilliformes, Anguillidae. Gene Ontology annotation, cellular component: nucleus; cytoplasm. The transcript has 11 exons.